GUGCGAGCGCGGCCGCCGAGCCCCGCACCGGGCACCGCACCCGGGCACCGCACCCGGGCACCGCACCCGGGCACCCCCGCCCCGCGGCCGGCCCGGCCCCGCGCCCCCCGCCCGGCCAUGGAGCGGCCCCGCAGCGGCACCGCCUGAGCGCCGCCGGGGCCCCAGCGCAGGGCGGGCAGCGGGCGGGGGCUGCCGAGCCCCGCCGCCGGAGCCACGGCAGCGCCGCAGCCCGCGGAGGGCUCCGCCGAGCCGCUCUCCGUUUGUUUUGCCUCCCCUCUUUCUUUUUUGUCUGGGGUUGCUUUUUGAUUUUUUUUUUUCCUCAAUUUUUUGCUCUCCUUUUUUUAAAUUUUUUUUUUUUUUUUUUUUUUUUAAAUCGCGUUUUCCACCCCCCCCACCCCCCCGCCCUCCUUCCUUCUCGCCCUUCCCUCGUCACUCGCCCGGGCUCUGCGGAAGGAAGCGCCCGCGCUGCCCCGCGGCCGGAGCGCCCCGCGGAUGUGCGGAGCUCCCCUCGGAGCCCCCCUGCCCUCCCGCCACCUCUUUGUCCUCCUCACCUACGAUCUUUUUUUUUAGUAUUUUUUUUUUAAAUUUUUUUUUUUUUCAAGCAGACCUGAGCAUCACCGGGGGCUGGGAGGGUGGGGGGCCCCGCGGCGCUGCCAGACCGACCCCUGCCCAUCGCUCUUAAGGAACUCUCAUGGCUUCACGGCUGCAGACAAGUUGCCGUGCAUCGUGCUGGACUAUCGGAGUUUGCAUCCUGGCAGCCGCGCUCCUACCAGGGCUGCAGGCUCAGACUGUCUUGGUCAAUGACUCGGUGUCGGGGUUCAUCGGCACGGACGUGGUGCUGCACUGCAGCUUCACCAACCCGCUGCCCAACGUGAAGAUCACGCAGGUGACGUGGCAGAAAGCCACCAACGGCACCAAGCAGAAUGUGGCCAUCUACAACCCCGCCAUGGGCGUGUCCAUCCUGUCCCCCUACAAGGAGAGGGUGAUUUUCCGGAACCCUUCCUUCAAGGACGGCACCAUCCAGCUGUCCCGGCUGGAGCUGGAGGAUGAGGGCGUUUACAUCUGUGAGUUUGCCACUUUCCCAACCGGCAACCGGGAAGGGCAGCUCAACCUCACCGUGCUGGCCAAGCCCACGAACUGGAUGGAGGGCACCAAGAGGCCGCUCAUCGCCAAGUCCGGCAGGACAGAGAAGAUCCUGGUGGCCACCUGCACCUCCUCCAACGGGAAACCGCCCAGCAGCGUCAGCUGGGACACCAAGCUGAAGGGGGAGGCGGAGUUCCAGGAGAUCCGGCACAGCAACGGCACGGUGACGGUGAUCAGCCGCUACCGGCUGGUGCCCAGCCGCGAGGCGCACCGCCAGCCGCUCGCCUGCGUGGUCAACUACCAGCUGGAGAGGUUCAGCGACAGCAUCACCCUCAACGUGCAGUAUGAGCCCGAAGUCACCAUCGAGGGCUUUGAUGGCAACUGGUACCUGAACCGCAAGGAUGUGAAGCUGAUCUGCAAGUCUGAUGCCAACCCCCCAGCUCACACCUACGAGUGGAAGCUGCCAAACGGGACCCUGCCAGGGAGUGUGGAGAUCCAGAACAACACCAUCUACUUCAGAGGGCCCGUGUCCUACAGCGUGGCUGGCACCUACGUCUGCGAGGCCACCAACGCCAUCGGGACACGCUCGGGCCUGGUGGAGGUCAAUGUCACAGAAUUUCCCUACACCCCGUCUCCAAUCGAUGAUCACAAAUCCAUGGUGCAGCCGAACAUCCCCACACCGGUGAUUGGGGGCGUAGUGGGAGGCGUCUCGCUGGUGCUGCUGGUGGCCGUGGUGCUGUUUGUGGUGCUCCGGCGCCGGCGGCACACCUUCAAGGGCGACUACAGCACCAAGAAGCACGUGUACGGCAACGGCUACAGCAAGGCCGGCAUCCCCCAGCACCACCCCCCCAUGGCCCAGAACCUGCAGUACCCCGACGACUCGGACGACGAGAAGAAGCCGGGCCCCUUGGGCGGCAGCACCUACGAGGACGAGGACGAGGAGGCGGGCGGCGAGCGCAAGCUGGGCGGCCCCAAGGCCUACGAGGAGGACGCCAAGAGGCCGUACUUCACCGUGGACGAGGCCGAGGCCCGCCCCGAGCCCUACGACGAGAGGACACUCGGCUUCCAGUACGACCCCGAGCAGCUCGACCUGGCCGACAACAUGGUGUCGCAGAACGACGGCUCUUUCAUUUCCAAAAAGGAGUGGUACGUGUAGCUCCACGCCCCGCCACGCUCACACAAAACGCUCCCCCACGCGCCCACGAGCGACGCCCUCCCUGCCCUGCACCCCUCCCUGCACUGACUUUUUGGAUGCUCCCGGCAGCGGCCAGCGGGGAGGGAGGGCAGCUUUGCUUAAUGAUCUUUUUUUUUUUUUGGGGGGGUGUGGGGGGAAAGUGUGGGAGGGUGGGAGGUCGGGUAAUUAUUUUCUCUCGGUUUCGGUUUGGCUCUUUGGUUUCUCUCUUCGACGACUUUCGUCCCCUUCUGUGGUGUUUGUAUUGGUCGGUGGCUUAGGUGUUACUCUUUGCUUUAACGACUGUUGCCCAGCCUGUAUAUUACACUCUGUUUGUGUCUUCAUGUCUCAGAGUGCCCUUCCCUCCUCCCACCCCCCUGAAACACUGGAAAUUCGUUUGUAUGUUGUCUUCUUUGUUUGUUUUUUAACCUUGGGAGGGGGGCAGGUGGGAGGCCAGGAGAGUUUUAUGGCAAUGGAAACAUAAGGUGCCAUUAUCAGGUGAAAUGGAUUUUGGGGUUUUUUUUCCCCCUAAUUGUUUUUUUUUAUUAUUAUUAUUUUUUUGGUGGGGUCUGGGUGACAUUCCCAUUGCCUGCUGCACACCUGGAGAGAACCACACCCCGUUUUUAAUGACUCAAUAAAAGGAAAAUGAGGAGAAAGGGGGGAAAAAAAACCCCUAGACCAAACCCCAGGUGCAGGGGCUGAUAGCAGAGCAGGGAAACAAAACUGCCAUUUUCCUCCUACAAUUUAUUAUUGCCUGGCUUUUCAUUUUUCUGUCUUUGUUUGAGUGUUCUUUUACAAGAAAAGAAAAGGAGUAUUUAUUGCUGACACUUUUCCCCCCAUGAUGGCUCAGAGAAAGGCUGGCUCUUUUUGUUCUUGUUGCUGUUGUUGUCACUGGUACCAGCCACAGAGUUCACUGGGGCACAUCCACUGGGGAAGGGACCAACUGAGGACACUUUGCUUCCACACAUUCACUGCCUUCAGCUCUGCUCUGCACACCCAGGCAGGGCAGGGCCAGCCCCUGAGUUUUAUUUUAUUAUACCACUAAGACUUAAUUGUCAUGUGUUUACACUUUAUUUUUUAUUUUGGUCAGAGCACGGGGGUGCUUCUCUCUCUCUCUUUCUCUCUCUCUCCCAGCAACAACCCCAGCCCGUGGCUGGCAUUGAUUGCCACUUUUCCAAUAUCACAUCCCUCUCCUGAGCACAGGCCUGGCAGACAGGGUAGGAGGGGUUGAGCCUGGGGUAUUGAUCUCACCCUCCUCGCCUUGAGCUGUUGUGCUGGGGAGGUUUGCAUUGCUGCUAUCUCUGCUCUGUGAAUAAAUGGCAUUCCAGACUUCAGGGCCCUCUGUCUCACACCGACCAUCUCCAAAUUAGAUUCACUGGGUUGGGGCUUAUUUUUCUUCUUGUGGGUUAUAUUAUUUUUUUUUUUUUUUUUAAUUUGAUGUAUAAAUAAAUCUUUUGUUUGAAAAGAAAUCCCCAGUUUUCUGAGCUGUAUUAUCAUGCACAUCUAAAAAUAGCAGGACUAAUUCUCCUCCUGCCUUACCCGCUGGGUUUUGUUCCACAGCGGUUAUCCUGCUGCAGAAAGGGAGGAGGGUGGAGAGGCAGAGCCACACAGAUGAGUCAAGGUCAGAUCUCUGGUCCAGGCAGCCUCCAAAGCUUUCCUUUCCUGUGAGGUGCUCGCUGCAGACCACAGGGAGCUCAGCCUGAGCCACCCCAGUGCUCUGAUUGCAUUAGUGGGGUAGGGCAGUGGGCAAUCCAAUUGUAGGGCUGUAAUCUCCCUGCUGUUCCUGCCGGCCCCUCAGGCUUCCUGGCUUCUGGCAUGACAGCCACAUGCCACAGGAAGGACACUCUGUGUCCUCCCAGAGCCAGGGCAGGCAGAGGUUCCCUCGGGAUCCCUCAGCCUGAGCCAGGUCUGUCCGUGCCACCAGCAGCACCCUGCUAGCAAGAAGGCCCCCAAUAAAGGAAAUAAAAGCUUUUAGCAUCUCUCCAAAUCUCUGAUUACUGAUGAUUAGGGGUGGGAAUGGCUUCCCUCCAGUGCCUUGGCAGAGCAGCACACACAGGGCUUUGAUUGCCCCAAAGGGAGAGCCUGGAAUCUGCAUCAGUGCAGGGAGAAUUCCCAACAAAUUCCAUCUCCCCUGUGAGCAAUCCUUUAGAUCUGAAUGCCACAGCCAGGCUCAGAACUGGAUGGUGACAGUGCCCCCAACACCAAGCUCUGGGCACUGGCCCUGCCCUGCAGAUUUCCCCCAGCACAGGAGGUGCCUUUGGAAGAAAACAAUCUUUAAUAAAAUCUGCAGGGCCCAGCAGUGAUUCCUCACAUUCAGGCAGAGGCCUCAGGUCUGGCAAAUUCCCACCACACUGACCCCACAGCUCUGUGUCCUAAAGAACAAAAGUGCAAAGCCUGGCAAUUGGGGCAGAGGGUUUGGGAGAAAUCAGGGCUGGAUGGGUAUUCCCAAAUUCAGGGGUGACCAAAGCAACCCUAACAAAUCUGCUUUGGGAAUUAUUAGUUUGCCUUUGAAGGUGUCAUUUUUGGAGCUGUAGCUUCCUUGGUUUAUUUAUUGCCCAUUCACACACUCAAAAACCCAGUGGGACCCAGGGAGAGGAGAGGAGAGAGUGGAGCAAUGUGGAAUUCCCAGUUCCUGUACACAAUUCCCUUCCUGCCCUUUUUGCUCCAGCCCUAAUGCAGGACUUAGCUCAGCCACUUACCUCCUCAGAGUGGUUCAGAAAAGGGGUCAAAUGAUCAUUUUUCAUCCAGAACCUGGAGUGGAAGAUCCUUAGACAGGGCUGCCUGGCACAGCAGAGAGGCACCCUGCGAGUUCAAGGUUCAGUGCUGCUUUUCUCACCCUUGAGCUCUUCAGCAUUGCUCCCCUGGUGCAAAUAUCACCACAGCCACGGAGAAAUGCCCCCUCUGUGCUGUCAUUUGCUUCUUGCUGUCCCUUGCAAGGUCAGCUAGAUGGCCAAGAGACUCUUGGGGUGGUAAUUAGCCAAGUGAUUAGCCAUUAAUCCUUAGCAAGGUGGAAGAAAAAAGAAGUGUGGGGGAAGAAAAUCAGAUUGAUGCUUCAUCUGAGAGCUGUUUUGGUCCAGUAAUAGCAUCACUGCCUUCUCUGGGUUGAAUUGCUCUGAGGGGGCCCUUGAAGGGAAUUAGAUGAGUUUUUCCAACAUCAUCAAGCAGAAAGUGAUACCUGCUCCUGGCUGAGUGCAGGGCUGAGCUCAGGAGAGAGGCCAAAGUGAAGAGCCACGAGCAUCCUGCUCCCGGGGGAUCCUGCAGGGAGGGAACGUGCUGGGGUUGUGCAGCAGGGCCAGCUGGGCUGUUCGUGGCUCUGGAGAUGGUGUCACUGUCCCUUUGUGCCCAGUUUCCCGCAGUGGGCAGGUUCUGUCAGGCUGGAGUGCCACACGUGGGCUCAGGGCUGGGUCACCUCUCCGGGACCCUCGGGCUGCCUCCAGGGAAAAAUCCCCUUCCUCUCCACCCCCCUUUCAUCAGAGGUGCUAAGGGGGUGGGAAAUGCCCCUGUGGGACCGAGUGGGAUUUUCCAGUUGGGACAGGGAAGCUGCUCCUGGUCCUUGUCCCCUCCACACGGUGCUAGGGAGCUGCUGCUCUCCAGGAAAUGCCCCAUUUCACACCAGUCCCGAACUGGUGUGGCCCCCCCGGCCGUGCCUGGGGUGUGUUUCUGCCCGGGGGAUGCUUCACCCUGCUCGGGGCUGGGUGUCAGUGCCUCAUCCAUCACCUCCCUGCGCAGGGAUCCUGCUCCAGGAGGGAAAAGCCACAGCAGCCUGGUGCUUCUCCCUUUUGCAAUCCCUCAUCCUGGAUGGCAAAGCUUCUGAUACCUCAGGGUGGGUGGGGAAAACUGAGCAGGCAGAGAGAGAAAUCAGGGGCCCAAAAUUCAGGUGAAUCUGGGCCAAUCCCCUAUUUCCUUCCCAGUGUGGAUUCAGGGAGCUGUACAAGCAAACAGGUCUGUGCCAUAACCCUCAACCAGCCUGUGCUUUAUGUACAAAGGCACCCCAGCUGUUUCCCUGCUGGGGCUUUUCUCUAGGAUUAUUCACUGCAAUUCACCCUAGUGAUGUUAUUUUCCCUUAUUUAAUUACCAGGUUUGUUGGUUUGUUUUUUUUUUUUUUUUUUUCCCCUGUUAAAUCAUUUUCAUUCAAGCAGGGAUUAAAAAAAAAAAAAGAAAAAAUCAACCUGAAGAUUUCCUCAUGAAAUAAAUCAACGAACUGAGCUGGUUGCACCAAAUUGAUUGCAAAGACAAGAGGGACAAAGGGAGCCAUUUUCCUGAUGUGGAGUCAAAAAGAAACACAACAACAGUUCAGCAAAAAUCAGGGAGGGUUAGGGAGAGAGAGAUUCCAAAGAUUGAUCUCCAGGCAAUUAGGGGAGGGGUGUGAUUGCUGCUCUGCUCGGCUCUUUCCCUUUGCACAAGCACUCACAGCACACGCAGAUUUUGGGUGUGGGUACCUGAUGGGAUGGAGGGGAAGCCCCACUGCCCUCAGAUGUGUCCUCCUGCAGGCUCUGAGGUUUGCCAGUGUGGAAAUGGGGGGAUCCCAGGUUGCCAGAGGGUUAAAAUCCACUUUUAAGUUUCCUUGCCCCUCCGCUGUUGCAGCUGAAGUUUUGGGUGUGUGGCAGGGGACACUGCCAGCACCUGCCUGCUCUUCACUGAUGGGUGUGAACCAGCACCUCACCCUCCCCACCCUGCCCUCCUUCCAUCCCCACGGAAAUCUGCUGCAAUUCCAGCUGUUCCUUGGGAAUCCCUGGGUCCUUCCCAUCCCUCCCAAGUUCACCCCAGAGUGGGACCCAGGGCAGGGGGGGCUCAGCCCCCCAAGCCAAGGCUCAGAGCUUGGAUUUGGGGCCAGGGGGAUUUUCCAGGUGUGAUUCCCUGGGGUGAAUGUAAGGAGCACAUGGAGUCAGAUCCUCCACUGGCAGACACUGCUGGUGCUGGAGGAUCUGGAUUUUCUUUUCUUUGGCCUUUCUCUUUGUUUAAAAAAAAACAUGAUUCCUCAGCUCCAGUGAUUUUAUCUCUCUUUUUCUUCAUCCUCUGGCUGUAAUGAUCAUUGUGGAGUUAAAACUGCAGACAGACAAACAAACAACCCCAACCCCACUUUUUUUCUUUUAUUUCUUUUUUUUUUUAAUUUUGUAAUCUGUGUUGUAAGUGCUUUUGUAAAAAAUAAAAAAUAAAAAUAAUAAUUAUAAUGUAAUGAACUUUUAUGAUUUUGGUUUGGUUUUUUUCCUGUUUUGUUUUUGGUUUUUUGGGUUUUUUUUUUUUUGUUUUGUUUUGUUUUGUUUUGUUUUUCAUCCUUUGUAAUUUGUUCAUUUUGAGUCCUGGGGUGGGUGGGGGGGGACUAUUUUCAUGGUUAUAAUUUGUGUGGGUGGGGUGUUGCAUCACCCUUCCUUUUACUUGUAUAAAAAAUCCAAUAGUGGCUGAGCUGUGGAAAAAAAAAAAAUGUACUUUUUUAUAAAUAAAGAAUUUUAAAAGAA
Messenger RNA from Oenanthe melanoleuca, 7710 nucleotides. It is a transcript of the gene NECTIN1, whose product is annotated as nectin cell adhesion molecule 1. The record is from RefSeq and is a predicted model, not a curated record. Gene Ontology annotation, biological process: homophilic cell-cell adhesion; heterophilic cell-cell adhesion; protein localization to cell junction. The transcript is spliced from 6 exons. NCBI's taxonomy places the organism in Eukaryota, Metazoa, Chordata, Aves, Passeriformes, Muscicapidae. The coding region runs from base 692 to 2239 and encodes 515 amino acids. Gene Ontology annotation, cellular component: adherens junction.